AUCACGUCUCUCUUUCUCUCUCUCUCUCUCUCUCUCUCUCUCAGAUUCAGUUUUGGAUCUCGGUUCGCAAGGGCAGCGAACGAAUCUCGUUUAUUUGUGUGGAAAUACUUCGAUUUAAUUCGAUGAAUUCAUCCUGUGAGUUAUGUGCUUAUUCACCAUAUGCUGCAUCUAGUUGUACACAGCACACGCUUGGUGCUUUCUUGGCUAAUAUGGUAAGAUAGAAGCUUUUGAAGAAUGAGGAACUAAUGGCUGCUGCAGAAGCAAGGGCUGCUUGGCAGCGUACCGCAAACCGGUGCUUUGUUCAAGAAGAUGCAAAAAGAGCUCCAAAAUUAGCAUGCUGUCCAUCUUCAUCGUCGCCACUGCAAGCUGAUUCAAGCAAUGGCAAUGAUGCCAAUGGUACUGAUCAUACUGCUUCGAGUUUUGUGCCAUUGAAUUGGAACCCCAUGAAUUCCAAUUUACCACCAGACACAAAAUGGUGGCUUCAGUUGCAACCUCACUUUGGGUAUCAUAAGGACAUUACACGUGAACAACUAAAAGCUUUAGAAGAUGAGCUUGAAGCAGAGGGUGAAAAUGCUGUCCCAAUUUCUGAACUUGAUGAGGAGACAUUGCAAGACAGAUCUAUGGAUGUUGACCUGAAAAAAACAGAUUGCUCUUUGGACUCUCCAUGGAGUAUGAUUUCUACAGCAUAUAUGAAGGGUGAUAAUGACAGCAAGGUUGAAGAGAUAAAGGCAUUCGAUGUUAAAUUACAACAGCCGCUUAAACGUAAAGCUGAGAUGGAAGAAUAUUUUCUGCAGGAUGAGGAAUUUAUGGACUGGAAAUCAGUUGAUCAUAUAAUUUCAAAAGCAAAAAAUUGCUCAGACAUGCGAGCACCAUGGACUGAUGGCAAAUCUGAGCCAUGGUGGCGCAUUACUGACAAGGAUGAGCUGGCUUUGUUGGUUGCUAAGAAAUCGUCACAGCCUAUUGAGAACUGUGAUCUACCCAGCCCAACCCUAACAGUGCCAAUUGGCACAGACCCGUUUGCUUGUCUUGAGAGUUUGGAUGGCCAGCAGAUUUUCUCAUCAUCACUUGGUCGGAAGUCACAUGUUGGAAUUUACAAUGCUGUUGAGCUCACGCAACAUCAGUCUGCCUCCAGAAAAAUGGAUGAAAAACAUUGGCCUCCUCCUGAUGCAGGGCGCUUGGCUUAUAACACUGAGAAACACUCCAGUGGUUCACAAACGUAUAACACCACAAAGAAGGAUCCACCAGAGAAUAAUCCAAAUUUUGGCAGCAACUCAAGCAGAGCUGAGCUCUUGGAAGCUCUCCGACACUCCCAAACACGAGCAAGAGAAGCCGAAAUCGCAGCAAAGAAAGCUUAUGAAGAAAAGGAACACAUUCUCAAGCUUUUGUUCCGACAAGCAUCCCAUCUAUUCGCAUACAAGCAAUGGUUAAACAUCUUACAAUUGGAGAGCUUGUGCCUUCAGCUCAAGAUCAAAGACCAUCAGAUCUCAAAUAUAUUCCCUAUUCUUCCCUGGAUGCCUCUUAAAGGAAGACCUUCGAGCAGAAACAAAAGCAACAAACCAGCGAAGGGAGCGGGGAAAAGGGCGAAGAAAUGUGGCAUUUGCAGGUAUGCGGUUGUCUUCGCCGUUGGUUUGGGAUUGGCCGGGGCUGGGCUGCUCCUUGGUUGGACACUUGGCUGGUUAUUUCCUAGUUUCUGAACUCCAACACAGUAGUAAAAAAAAAAAAAUAGUGGUUUGAGUUGUCACAAUUGAGGCUCUUGUUCAUGGUCUAUAAUGUGAUGGUUUAUAUUUUACAUGGGAGUUUUCUUUCAAUGUAAAUAAGAUUUUAUUGUAUAUAAGUUGCUGAGAUUUCUAGUGUUGUACAUUUGUAAUUAAAUUGUUCUUGUUUAGGGCUUAGUUGAGAUUGAAAAUAAACUCACAUUUGUGUGAAAAUGUUGGUUCUUGAAGGGUGAGCAGAGAAUUAUAAGUUU
This is a messenger RNA of Dioscorea cayenensis subsp. rotundata (Guinea yam), 1966 nucleotides long. RefSeq lists its product as uncharacterized. The record is from RefSeq and is a predicted model, not a curated record. The coding region runs from base 246 to 1694 and encodes 482 amino acids. NCBI's taxonomy places the organism in Eukaryota, Viridiplantae, Streptophyta, Magnoliopsida, Dioscoreales, Dioscoreaceae. The transcript is spliced from 4 exons.